Sordaria macrospora k-hell is the source of this 1410-nucleotide messenger RNA. Lineage: Eukaryota; Fungi; Ascomycota; Sordariomycetes; Sordariales; Sordariaceae. The record is from RefSeq and is a predicted model, not a curated record.
AUGCAGGCCCGAGCGGUGGCCAGAUCAAUCAGUCGGCUGGAGGAGAACACCCCGCUGACAAUUUUAGAGCGAUUGGAAACGCCGCCGCCGCCGUUUGCAACCAUUCCUUUCUCCCGCGACCCUGAUUUUGUCAGCCGCGGAGACAUUCUUGACCAGAUCGACCAGCUAUGUUCGAAGCCGGCUGCUCGGGUUGCGCUCGUAGGCCUAGGCGGUGUCGGCAAGUCGCAAUUGGCCAUCGAGUUCGCCCACCGGACCGCCGAGCGGCACCCAGACACGUGGGUGUUCUGGGUUCAUGCCGGCACGCAGGCCCGGGUCGAUGAGGGCUUCCGGGCGAUUGCCGACGCCGCCAAGCUGCCUGGCCGGAACCACCCCAAGGCCAACAUCCCACAGCUUGUCUACGGCUGGCUGUGCAACAAACGAAACGGCAAAUGGGUUAUGGUCCUUGAUAGUGCCGACGACCAUGACGUAUUCUACGGGACGACAAGUAAUGGUACACGCAACGGGCAGCCAUUUGCGAACUCCCUCCCGCAAAGUCAAAACGGGUCGAUCAUUGUCACAACCCGCGAUAAGGGCCUAGCCGGCCGGCUGACUGGGCGGCGCCAGAACAUGAUCGAAAUCGGGCCGAUGGCGCAGACAGACGCUCUCGCGCUCCUAGAGAAGAAGCUAGGAUCGGUCUUGGAUAAUAAUGUAGCGGUGAAUCUCGUGCAGGCGCUCGACUUUGUGCCGCUUGCCAUCAGCCAAGCUGCCGCAUACAUACAGGCCAGGGCACCGCGGAGCUCGCCCGAGAAGUACCUAGCCGAGUUCCGAGAGAGCGAGCGGAAUCGGAGCAAGCUUUUGCAAUAUGAUGGUGGGGACUUGCGGCGGGACGGAGGGGCGUCUAACGCAAUACUUACAACGUGGAAGAUAUCCUUUGAGCACAUCCGGUCCAAGCAGCUCUCUGCGGCAAAUCUGCUGUCACUUAUGAGCUUCUUUGACAGACAAGGCAUCCCUGGAUGGGUGCUAAACCCUUCAACAAUUACCCAGGACGGUGCUUUUAGCUUCGAAGAUGAUGUGGCGAUGCUAAGGGACUACUGUCUCAUCACUGCGGACGAGACAGAGGACAUGUUUGAGAUGCACGGGCUCGUGCAGUUGUCGACUAGGAGGUGGCUAGAGACGUUUGGGCAGGAGGAGACGUUUAGGGAGCAGUACAUUGAGCGGAUGGCAGCUUUAUUUCCAACAGGCCAGUUCGAGAAUUGGUCCAUAUGUCGGACCCUCUUUGCGCACGCCCGAGUGACUUUGGAUUAUCAACCUAGCGAGAAUACGGUCGAGUCAUGGGCUAUUAUUUUGCACAACGGGGGAUGGUACGCGUGGUCGCAAGGGAAAUAUGAAGAUGCACAGCAGAUGCUGGGCAAGGCGAGAGAGUAUUUCUAG